Molecule: messenger RNA, 1945 nt
Organism: Exophiala viscosa
Lineage: Eukaryota; Fungi; Ascomycota; Eurotiomycetes; Chaetothyriales; Herpotrichiellaceae
Exons: 5
Coding region: 243-1703 (486 amino acids)
Cellular component (GO): nucleus; protein phosphatase 4 complex; cytoplasm
Molecular function (GO): protein phosphatase regulator activity
Source: RefSeq, a predicted model, not a curated record
CCAUCGUCGAUGACCGGGGUUGUCGACUGUAGCACGACUUUCUAGUAAUUAAAUAGUGCACACCUACAUAGAUGAACUGAGGCUUAAAGUCGACUUGACUCGGGAAAAAGUAAAGAAUCUCUCCCCCAAGGAGUUCGGAAGGAAGCCAUGACGUGAGCCUGGAAAUGGACGAUUUCUCUUAACUGAAAGCGUGAAUAGCGUGUGUUUAGUGUACCUUGCCCUCCUCGAUCCGAACACGCACAAUGUCUUUGGAUCUGGAUGAGAAGACCUUAGAGGCCGUCGCCAACAAUGGCGAAAUGGACUAUGAGAAAUGGCCCGCCAUAAUCGAACCACUACUGCAACGUCUGAAUCAGAUCGUCUACACUGAGUUUCCCAUGCCACGACCUUAUCCGAGCAUGAACCGUCAGCCAUCGCUGUCUUCUCCCGCUCAGAAUCAAGCAACCUCGAACCGAGACUCCAAUCCUGUCGCGCAGGCUCCCUCUACGCCCGUCCGAAACCUCCCUCCAGUGCCUCCCUUUCCCAACUCGUCAGCUACCUCCACAAGCCAUGUACCGGACUCUUUACCUCCUUCCCAAGACCCUGCCGUGGAUCCGAUCAACGAACUUCCUGCGCUGUUGCUCCAAAUGCUUAACAGCGUAACACAAACUCUCCAGUCAGCAUUUUCCGAAAGACCACCGCACACUAUUCAACGACUAGCGGAACUAGUCAUAUACCCAACGAAACACUACAAGGCCCUACCAGCCUGGCUGCGAGCGCUAGAUCGAGUGGUCAGGGUGAGCAGUUCCGCGGACAUUUUCCCUCUGUCAGACACUCCUCCCAUGGUUAAUGGUGUCAACGGUGACGGUGGUGGGGGAAUACUCUGGAACAACGACAACACGCGCAAUGGAUACGAUAACAAUUCUUUGGGUAGUGACGAGAGCCUGGGUGGUGCGCUGCUAACUCCCAUACCGUGGUUGCGGAAUGGACUUGGUGGCGUUGAAGGAUCGAGCGAGGAGUCGGGUCACCUGGGCUCGGAUCAGAGUGCCAGUACAGACAGUCUUGGUGAGCCUCUAAUAAUGCCGGAGCACAACGCUUCGGAACAUCUGGCGCCAGAAAGAGCAGAUGGCGGAGUCACACAGGGUGAAUUGAUGCGGAUGGAGCAAGAGGCAGGUGUGAUACCUUUGAACCAGAGUUCCCAUGAUGGCAGUGGGGCUCCGAGCAGAACCAUGGCUGGGGCCGAGGAAGGUCUAUAUAUGGACGAGGACGGAGACCUGGUACCUCAUGCGCGUGGGCCUGAUGUUGUUGGGUCAGUGGAUAUGGGUCGUGUUGGUGGUCAAGAUGUGCAGAUUCGAAUUGGAAGUCCUCCCCAGGAAGACGGCAGGACGACGGAUGCAAAUGACGCACAGACGGUACUUCCAGACCAAGAUGAUCUUCCAACCGUCACGGACUCGGCUAUCGAGCCAUCUACUGUUGAUUCAGACGACUUUGAGAUAGUGCUCAAGGACAGUGAGAGUGCUGCUGCAGGCGUUGAUGCCAUGCAAGUUGACGAGUCUGCGAGAUCCGAUGGAAAGCAGGAAAUUGGGCAGCAGUCGAAGGAGGAGCACGAUGGAGAUAUCGUCCUGGUUGAUGCGGAUGGCAAGACUGAGGAUGACGCUGCAUCGAAAGCCGAUGCCUCGGGCGAGAAUAUCGGGCCUGAUGCCGCAGACACGUCGACCGUUACCUGAGUUUCUUGGUCGCAGAUUUGGAAGAAUAAAUCAGGACCUGUGCGCCCAUAAAGCCAGAGCGCGACGCAGACUCAUGUUGCUGGACGUCUGAAAUCGCCGCGAGGAGGAACGAAGAGCCUGGGCUUGCAGUGCAGUGCAGUGCACGAAUGUUAGUCUCGGCCCCAACUUGUUCGAUACUGGCAUCAAAAACAAUGAGCCUUCCGCGCCGAUGGCUGAUCAUGAUUAUAGUAGUGUUGUCCAGA